ACGGGAUAUUAAUGUUAAUCCCCAUUUAUGGACGGACAAAUUUAGCCUGGUGCCUUUUACCGACCCCAACGGCAAACCUUAUUGGACCAAAGACUAUAAUUUUAUUCCUAACGAUAAGAGCCAAAAAAUGUUUACUCCUCCCCAAGGAGGAAAUAAGCAUGCUGACCUUAUUUAUGCUGACGGGAUUGAUAAAA
Molecule: messenger RNA, 194 nt
Organism: Racocetra persica
Lineage: Eukaryota; Fungi; Glomeromycota; Glomeromycetes; Diversisporales; Gigasporaceae
Source: the annotation of a GenBank genome assembly